Naegleria fowleri is the source of this 3030-nucleotide messenger RNA. RefSeq lists its product as uncharacterized. Bases 1 to 3030 code for a protein of 1009 amino acids. The record is from RefSeq and is a predicted model, not a curated record. Gene Ontology annotation, molecular function: protein binding. The transcript is spliced from 2 exons. Gene Ontology annotation, cellular component: Golgi apparatus. NCBI's taxonomy places the organism in Eukaryota, Heterolobosea, Eutetramitea, Acrasida, Naegleriidae.
AUGAACUCUAAUUUGCACGAUCAACUCGAAGAAUUACAAGUCUUACAAUCCAUCUAUUCCGAAGAUGUUCAAAAUGUACAAGAAUUUUCCGAGGAUGAAAUUCAAGAGUCAUCAUCAUCGAUGGAGGAACAUUCUCAGCACCCGCCACCGCCGAUAAGCCUUCAAUAUCAAUUGAAAAUUAAAUCCUUGAUUGAACGCGGGAUGAUAGAAAAGAGAGAACACGAUCACAUGUAUCACUUGUUUCAAACCGGAAUAAUUUUCAAUGUGGCAUGUUCGAUCAUGUAUCCAUCACAUGACACACCACAAAUUUCGAUCGAACCCUUGGACAAGGAAAUUGUUAUUUAUUGUCCACCUGAAAUGGAACCUGAACAUGAAGAGUUUAAAGAGAAGAGAAGAAUUGCAGAAGAAAUUCAAUUACGUGAAAUUCAAGAAUUAUCAGACUUGCUCAAGAAAAAUGCCAAUCAAGCAAGAGGUCAAGUCGUUCUCUUCUCCCUCAUUCAAGACAUUGAGGAUUAUUUGGCCACCAAGUCGAGUGAAAUUACAAAUUUUGAUGCUGAGUUGGAAGCAGUCAUUGAGAAUCGCAGAAAAUCUUUGAAAAUUGCCCUUCCACCGUCCCCUUCAAAAUUUUUGCAUGUGACGUCAAAUGGUGAAUCACUUUCCAUGAUUAAUGAUGCGCUCCUGCAGACAACAACACCUGUUUCAUCUCCAACAUCCUCCUUUGGGACCUCGCCCAAUACUGAUUCUUCUUCCAUUAAUUUCGAGUAUCAUGCUCGAAAAUUUACCUUCGUUCAUCGAAAUACCCCACUCUUGUGGUUUGACCAACUCACAAUUCUAUCGAAUUUUGUCAAGGAAUUGGUUGACAAUAAGCAACUGUUCAAUAGAAUUUUACACAAGACUGCCAACAAUGGCGAUGGAAAGUUUUUUGUUUGGGGAGGAAUUUAUAAGGGCGCUUUAAGCAAUGAUUUGGCCCUUGUGGAAAUGGACAUCAACAAGAAGCUCGUCUUCUCAAAACAAAAACAAUCCAAGCCAGCUAAUCCGAGAUUGUUUGCCAGUUUCAAUUACGUCUCUCAAAAAUUGGUUCUUAUUGGAGGAUUCGAUACAAAUAACACACUGCAAAGUGACAUUCAAAUUGCAAGCAUUUCUGAUUUGAACUGGAGAGAAGUCAUCCCUGAAACAAACAAAUUACCUCCCAUUGCUGAUCAUGCUUCUGCAUCCGACAAUAUUGACACGAUUUAUAUAUUUGGUGGAGUUGGGAAACAAGACUUUUCAAACACGCUUUAUGCCUAUCAUGUCCAUGAAAAUACCCUCCAAGUGUUGUGUCGAUCGCCCCUCUCACAAAUAUCACCAAGGGCAGGCUCAGCGAUGACCCUUUUGAAUGACCAUCACUUGUACAUCUAUGGUGGAUAUGACAAUUCAACAAUUUUUAAUGAUUUGUAUCAAUUCAACGUGAUAUCAUCAACGUUCACAAAAAUUGAAACCAAUUAUUGCUCCUUGUCUGUUCCUCCUCUCGCUAUGGCUUCCCUUCUGUCAAUACCAUUCAAAAAAGAUUCAUUAAGCUUGCAGGGAGGAUGGGAUGGAACCAAGUGGAAUUCUGCAAUUUUUGAAUUUAAUGAAUCCAAGUCUUCUUGGACGGUGUGGACUGAAGAAAACUUUGAUGGAGUUGCAUAUAAUUCUGUGUCAACCCUGAUGGAUUCCUAUAUUGUACUUGGAGGCACGAAAUCAACCGCAUUCAAUUCUGCCAAAGACACAGUCAAGCAAUGGAAUAACAAGUCAUCAAAAACAAUGACCAUGACGACUGAACAUACGGUGAAAGCUUUUCGAAUGAAUAGAGGAGUCAAUUUGAAUGAAAAUCCAAUGGCUGAAUUAGGAAGAGCCUAUUUUCAGUGGUUCCAAGAGCAACAUGCUGAAGAUUCAGAUGUAAUUUUCACGCUUCCGCUGGGAGAAGAAGAAGAAAACAACUCCUUGACGGCAGAUGAACACUCGAAUAUUAUUUAUGCACACAAGAUAAUGGUUGAGAGGUCUCAAGUUUUGAAACGAAUGAUCGUUGUGGCAGAAAUGAAAAAAUAUCAACUCACAGAAGACAACAUUGAUGACGACUUUGUUCAAAAGUAUAAGCUUAAUCAUGGCGAUCCAGUCACCAUUAGAAUUACCUACUUUCCCAAAGUCAAACAUACUCGCACAGCCUUCAUGAGUGUGCUGCAAUACCUGUACUCGGGAUUUUUGGAUGCGAGAAAUCUUUCUGGCAAGAAAAAUGUUUUUGCUGACAUUUAUCAACUUGCCAUUCAGUUGAAAAUACCUUUGUUGGUAUCAGCUCUUAGUGACUCUAGCCAUGUCCCCUAUGAGGUCUUUAAGAGUAAUCAUUUGAAGAAAUAUGUCGAUCAGGUAUCUCAGGAAUUUUUGAAAAUUCAAGAGGAGGAACCCAACAUUGAUGACAUUGAGAGCUACCGAGAAUCGUUAUCCAUCAACGCUUCCGCAUGUCCUCCAGCAUGCUUGGCCAAAUUUGUUGCACCAGAUUUUUCACAUGAUCCACCAAAAUAUAAGAGCAUUCUCGCUCACAAGGGAAUUCUGAAAAUAAGAUCCCCCUAUCUUGAAACUCUAUUCAACUCGAGUUUUAUGGAAGCACAACAUGGUGUCGUAAUAUUUGAACAUGUCAGCAUCCAGAGCAUUUUCAUUGUACUCAAGUAUAUUUAUUCAUUCACACUGAAUGAUAUUGAUGCAAGUAAUUGUGUCGAGGUCUAUCUCACGUCUCAUCAAUUUGAAAUUAUGGACUUGCACGACAAGGCACGUUCCAUCAUUAAGGAACAAGAAUUGGACGAACAUACAGCACUUCAAGUUCUUCACCUGAGUGAAUCACUCCAUGACAAAUAUCUAAAGGACUAUUGUAUUUUCAUGCUUGCCAAGAAUUAUGACGAAAUCCUCAAGAGAGAUCCCACCUUCUUCCACGACUUGACCUCUGAAAAUAGAUCCCAAAUUUACAAGAUACAUUUGACACACAAGAGCAAGAGCAGCAGUGGAAAGGAAGUGAAAUAG